GCCCUCGGUGAUGGAGAAGCCGAGCGCGGGCUCCGGGAUCCUGUCCCGCAGCCGGGCCAAGACGGCGCCCAACGGCGGACAACCCCACUCGGAGGAUGACAGCAGCGAGGAGGAGCACUCGCACGGGAACUGAGGUCUGACUGGGGCAGGAGCUGGGAAGACACCUCCACACCGAGCUGUGGGGCUCCUGUGGUGGGGAGGAGCCUUGGAUUCUCUGCAGGAGGGCUGUGGUCCAGACAGCAUGAUCCGCGUUGGAACCAAUUACCAGGCCGUAAUUCCGGAGUGCAAGCCUGAGAGCCCCGCACGCUACAGUAACAAGGAGCUGAAGGGGAUGUUGGUGUGGUCGCCCAACCACUGUGUGUCAGAUGCCAAGCUUGACAAGUACAUUGCGAUGGCCAAGGAGAAGCAUGGUUACAACAUCGAGCAGGCACUGGGCAUGCUCCUGUGGCAUAAGCACGACGUAGAGAAGUCGCUGGCUGACCUGGCCAACUUCACCCCGUUCCCGGACGAGUGGACGGUAGAGGACAAGGUGCUGUUUGAACAGGCCUUUGGCUUCCAUGGCAAAUGUUUCCAGCGGAUCCAGCAGAUGCUGCCUGACAAGCUGAUUCCCAGCCUGGUGAAGUAUUACUACUCUUGGAAGAAGACCCGCAGCCGGACCAGUGUGAUGGACAGACAGGCUCGGCGGCUGGGGGGCCGAAAGGACAAAGAAGACAGUGAUGAGCUUGAAGAGGGACGAGGAGCCGUGAGUGAGGGGGAGCCGGACGCUGGAGACCCCAAGAGAGAGCCUCUGCCCUCUCGGCCCCUGAAUGCCCGCCCAGGUCCAGGAAAGAAGGAGGCCCAGGGGUCUCAGUACCGCCACCAUCCGCUGCGAACUCGGCGGCGCCCUCCCAAGGGCAUGUACCUGAGCCCUGAGGGCCUCACUGCCGUGUCGGGGAGCCCGGACCUUGCCAACCUCACACUUCGAGGCCUCGACUCCCAGCUCAUCUCCCUCAAGCGCCAGGUGCAAAGCAUGAAGCAGACCAACAGCAGCCUCCGCCAAGCCCUGGAGGGGGGCAUCGAUCCACUCCGCCCCCCUGAGGCCAACACCAAGUUCAACUCCCGCUGGACCACGGAUGAGCAGCUUUUGGCAGUACAAGCCAUCCGUAGGUAUGGCAAAGACUUUGGGGCUAUUGCAGAGGUGAUUGGGAACAAGACUCUGGCCCAGGUGAAGACCUUCUUUGUGAGCUACCGGCGCCGCUUCAAUCUGGAGGAGGUGCUGCAGGAAUGGGAGGCCGAGCAGGAUGGGGCCCCUGGAGCCCCCCCAGUCCCCAUGGAGGAGGCUAGGAGAGGGGCUCCCUUGCCAACCCCAGCCCUGGAGGAAGACGAUGAGGUCCAGAUUACAUCUGUGUCGACGUCAGGACCCCGAUCGGGGCCCCCUGCGCCGCCCCCUCCUCCGCCUCCCACCUCGCUGUCCCAGCCACCGCCACUGCUGAGGCCACCUUUGCCCACGGCUCCCACCCUGCUCCGCCAGCCACCCCCACUCCAGCAGGGCCGCUUCCUCCAGCCCCGGCUGGCCCCCAACCAGCCCCCACCACCUCUCAUCCGCCCUGCCCUGGCUGCCUCCCGCCACGGUGCCCGCCCGGGCCCUCAGCCCGCACCCACCCUGGCUGGAGCCCCCCUGGAGCCUCCAGCACCUUCGCUCUGAGCCCCGAGGCCCUCCGCCAACCGGAGGCUCCAGAACCCCUUUGCCGGACGUCCUCGGGGACCUCCAGCUUCACCGAGGACAGAAGAGACUAGAGCUCUCGCCAGGUCUUUCGAAGACCCAGCGCUGCUGAUGGGGGCACAGCCUGGACCCCCGCGGGUUCUGCACGUCUUUCUGGCAGCCAGCCUGUCUCCACCCCCUCCCCAGCCAGUGUCUGGGGCCUUCUGAGCUGGCCCGAGGGUACUUUUCCUGGCUGGGACUGGAACGGCUGCCUCCUAGUCUGCCAGGGCCUGGCCUAGGGGUCCUGCCCUUCGUGCGUAGGGGGUAGUGACCAUAGCCUGGGGGUGGGGGAGAGGACAGUUUAGUGUGUUGGCUGUUCUUCCUCUUCCCCUUCUUUUAGCAAUAAGUCUGGGGUGAGGUGGGGAGGGAGCUGGAGGGGGAAAGUGGGCAGAGAGGUUCCUUGGGGCCUGACAGCAGCAGAGGCUGAAGAGGUAGCUCUCCAGUCUUCAGGGGGCCGGGUGGAAAGUGCUGAGGAGCUCUGAGGGUGCCCACUGUGCCCACCGCCCAAAAGCUUAGAGAAAGGAGGGUUGGGAACACAUGCAGA
Molecule: messenger RNA, 2285 nt
Organism: Balaenoptera musculus (blue whale)
Lineage: Eukaryota; Metazoa; Chordata; Mammalia; Artiodactyla; Balaenopteridae
Gene: RCOR2
Product: REST corepressor 2
Exons: 13
Coding region: 242-1684 (480 amino acids)
Biological process (GO): negative regulation of DNA-templated transcription; regulation of transcription by RNA polymerase II
Cellular component (GO): histone deacetylase complex; transcription regulator complex
Molecular function (GO): transcription corepressor activity
Source: RefSeq, a predicted model, not a curated record